This is a messenger RNA of Suncus etruscus (white-toothed pygmy shrew), 641 nucleotides long. RefSeq names its product insulin-like. The record is from RefSeq and is a predicted model, not a curated record. The coding region runs from base 1 to 618 and encodes 205 amino acids. The transcript has 4 exons. NCBI's taxonomy places the organism in Eukaryota, Metazoa, Chordata, Mammalia, Eulipotyphla, Soricidae.
AUGCCCGCCUAUGGCCUCACCGUCACCCCAGAAGGGCCUUGGGCACCUAAGGACACGGGAUUGGUGGCCCAGGCUGACCGGGCUAGUGGCCGAGGUCGGCGGGUACAAGGGGCGGGAGUUGACGACUGUCCGGGUGCGCCAGGUAGCCCCGCAAGGCCAGAACCAGGGUGGGUCUGCGGAGCUGAGGUAGCCCCAGCCUCGUCCCCCUCCACCAGCUCCCCGGAGACCCCCCGGCUGGAGAGUGUGGGCUCCACAACCGGAGCACCCCCAACUGUGGCGCAGGCUGCUAAUAUUGGCUCGGCCAGCGGAUCAUCGUCCGGGCAGAGAGACCUGGGUUCCGGCGACUGCCCGGUCUUCUUCAUCCACCGCCCAGGAGUUUCGGCGCAGCGACUAGAGCACAGGGGCCGGCGUGUCACCGCAGCCGUCACCAGUGGACCGGAGAGCGACGCCCUGAGCCCCAACACCCAGCCGCAGGGUGUCACCACCGCUGACCCACCGGCCACGCAGACCCCCACGCAACCCACUCCUACCCGCGCCGCUGCUGCCACUCGCGAGCCCAGCCCUGAGGGAGGCUGCUGUGGCCUCUGCCCCCGGCGAGACCCCCCGACUCAGCCCUGAGGACAACAGCCAGGCCCCACCCC